AUGAGCACCGACUUCGUGUUUUUGCCAGGGCAGGGUUCCCAUUAUUCAGCAAAAGUCCGCUCGUUUGUUCUGCGCAAUCGAAAAUCAGGCCAACAGCGUCCAAAGCGCGCAAAGAAUGUCAAGAUUGAAGAAACUGCAGAAACCGCCAUUGUGACGUCGACCAAGCAGCAAAUGGUUCCGCUGGCAGAUGCACAGAACCUUCUGCAGGGUCAUUUUGAUCCCUUCAGAACAUUGGCUGCCGACCUGGACCGAACCGAAGGCAUCAUGAUUUCGCACUUCGUGGGAGACUGCAUACCUAACCUCGGAAAGCGGCGUCAGACGGCAUUUUUUCCGCCCCGCGAUAUGCAUUGGCCAGUGAUGCAAGGAAACCCCCUGAUGCUGGCCGUCGCCGUCCACUUUGCAGCAAUGAGCCGAGCUCUGAUCGAGACACGAACACAAGAAGAAAGGAUCUUUGCGGAAAAAUGCUAUCUGAAAACUUUACGACAUUUCCGCACGAGGCUGGAAGCCGAAGCGGCAGCUCCGAGUGAUGGGCUCCUCCAGGCCAUGUCCUGCAUCUGCGCGACCGAAUCGGUCAUCAGGGAAUGCUCCGAAACGACGAAAGAGCAAGCGCGAAGCUCUUUCUAUCUGCACUGUCGUGGUCUGCGAGCUGCGCUGGAACGCCGACAUGGGUGGGACCUUGUGCAUUACUCCCCUGCUUUGGCGUUUGAGAUGAUAUGGCAAGAUAUGUUGUCGAAUGGACAGAUCUCUGCCAUGAAGACUCGGUUUUCCAUCCACUUGAAAUCUUCCCGGUUGGGCGAACAGGAACGACAGAUGAGACCAAUUGCAGAGGCAGCACUAACUCAAGCUCAAUGGGAUCGCUUUUGCACGCUCGAAUUUAUCGGCGCCUAUAAAAACUUCUAUACCAUGGCCAUCUAUAGACGACGACACCCACCGAGCGAUCUUCAUCCCCUGAGCCUGUUCCUGCCCGACACCCAGGCCUACCGAACCCUGUCGGCCAAUGUGCCAAGCGUCGUCCGUCCCAUCAUGCCAAUCCUGCUCCUGCAUCUUGUGCUCUUCGACCUCCAGGGCACUUCCACAGAAGAAUUGGCCUACCAGUACCGGGCGAUACGACGCAAAUUUGACCGGUGCGAUGUCGAGCUCGAUAGUGGGCAGACGUACCUGCUGUACGCGAUUGGCAUGUCACCGGAUAUGAAGGGGUGGUCUGAUUUCGACCAAAUGGCUCUCCUGUCGCGCUUGUUGAGCGUUGAAGCGCGCCUGUCGGAUGCCUCGAGACAAAUGCUGAGAGAGAGCCUCCUUGCGUUCAUCGAGUCGGCUGUAACGGUGGACAGCGACUGGUGGACUCCUGAUGACAUGGAAACAGUCAUCACCAAAGAGCUGCUACAGCAAUGA
Molecule: messenger RNA, 1389 nt
Organism: Fonsecaea multimorphosa CBS 102226
Lineage: Eukaryota; Fungi; Ascomycota; Eurotiomycetes; Chaetothyriales; Herpotrichiellaceae
Exons: 3
Coding region: 1-1389 (462 amino acids)
Source: RefSeq, a predicted model, not a curated record